GCCCUUCGAACAUCGUAUGAACCAUCUCGCUAGCCAAUUUACGUGGCAAUUCUGUUUCGCCGAACUUAGUCGACUUACCGAGGUCGUCAACAGGUAUCGCGGUCUGCGCGUUACGAUUUGCGCUGGAUUUCGUGGACGAAUUGUAUGAGUUCCUGGGUCGCAACACUUUCGAAAUAGAGCAAGACGAUCCGGAAGAGAAACGGCGAAAAUGCCUCUCCUAGGUGUUGGACUGGCGACCAUAUGGUCGCAGUUUUUCCCUCCGAAGAACCCACCCAUCACCGAAAAUAACGUACCCAGUCUAUCGGGCAAGGUUUUCAUCGUCACGGGUGGGAGUUCAGGCAUCGGAUACGAGCUAUCAAAGAUCCUCUACGGCGCCGGCGGAAAAGUUUACAUCCUCUCGCGCACAAAAUCCAACGUCGAAGCCGCCAUCGCGAAGAUAAAAUCCGAGGUCCACCCCACAGAAGGCAAAGAGCUAGGCGGCCUAGAAUUCAUCCACAUGGACCUGGAAGAUCUCGCAAGCGUUCAAUCCGCCGCGAAGGAAUUCGUAGCCAAAGAAGCGCGUCUCGACGUGCUCUUCAACAAUGCCGGCGUCGCGCACCUCCCCGCAGAAAAGAGAACUAAACAGGGCCUCGAAUACCACCACGGCGUCAACAGCGUCGGCCACGUGCUGCUCUCCAAACUCCUCAUGCCCAUCUUAUCGGAGACAGCAAAGAAAAGCCCACCAAACAGCGCCCGCGUCGUCUGGCCCGCCUCCAUCAUGGUCGAACUCACAUCCCCCGCAGGCGGCGUCCUCGUCUCCCAGCUCGACACUCCCUCCCCGAAAAUCGACGAGCACUACUCCGCGUCCAAAGCCGCAAACUGGUUCGCCGCCUCCGAAUUCGCAAAGCGUUCCGGCCGCGAAACGGGCGUGGUCAGUAUCGCGGGGAACCCCGGAUCUUUCGUGACGAAUGUCUGGAGAAGCACGCCGGGCUUCUUGUACUAUCCCUUCUUGCCGCUGCUGAGGAAACCUGUGCAGGGCGCGUACACGUACCUGUGGAUGGGGUUCAGUGAAGAAGUUAAUAUGGAUGAGGCGGUUGCGGGGAGGUAUGCGACGUGUGAUGGACGGUGGCAUCCGGGGCAGAGGGAGGAUUUGCUGUUGGCCUUGAAAAGUGAGGAGGAGGGUGGGACGGGGCGGGCGAAGGGGUAUUUUGAUUGGUGUGAGGGGAAGAUUGCGCCGUUUUCGACGCUGUGAGUGAGCUUCUUCAACUCCUUUUCUAUGAGGUGGCAAUGCAUCAAGAUAGUGGUGCCGUUUGGUGUAGUCUGCAUCACCUUCAGCGCUGCAGUGAUUUAGAAAUAUUCAAUCGUUAAGUAUCUACACAUUAUGAUAUAUAUUUACAGC
This is a messenger RNA of Trematosphaeria pertusa, 1378 nucleotides long. Its product is annotated as NAD(P)-binding protein. The transcript is spliced from 2 exons. The record is from RefSeq and is a predicted model, not a curated record. Bases 209 to 1231 code for a protein of 340 amino acids. Lineage: Eukaryota; Fungi; Ascomycota; Dothideomycetes; Pleosporales; Trematosphaeriaceae.